UCGUGAACCCCCGUUGAAGUCACACUUGUGAAAGAUUCUAUUUAAGACAAAUAUAAUUUAAUCUACAGAACAUCUAUUUCUUAUUAAGUGAGUUCAAUGGAUGAUCAAAUAGUUUUUUCUUUAACUCUGAAUCAUCUUUUCUUAUUCUCUCAGAAAAAUUCACAAUGGAUUCCAGAGAACAUAUUCCAAAGAGAAUGUAUUCGCUAUGUAGCACAACCGCCUCGCACAAAUGACGACCCAAAGGAUCCAUUGUGUUAUUGUGGAAAUAGAAAAUCAUCCCACGAUGAAAGUUACAUCCGAGAUGAGAUCAGAACUACGAAGUGGAAUUGGUCGGACACAAAAACUACGCAGACUACCGCUUAUGGCGAAGUUGAAUUUGUAGGAGCUAUUGGCAAUUCUGCAACUCUCAACCGAAAAAAGUAUGUACGAUUGGAUCAUCGGACGUACCCUGGCAAAGUUCUUGAACUUCUAAGGGACCACUGGAAGCUGGGGGUACCUAAACUUCUUAUCUCUGUGACUGGUGGUGCCUUAAACUUCCACAUGAACUCCAGGCUGCGAGAACUGUUUAGGAAUGGCCUAAUCAAAGCAGCACUCAGCACAGGAGCAUGGAUUAUUAGCGGAGGCAUUAAUUCUGGCAUUAUGAGGUAUGUGGGUGAUGCCUUGCCGCAGGAUUAUGCCCUAGCAUCUGGAACCAUGAGUAGGAACAAUUUUGUCGCCAUUGGAAUAGCAUCGUGGGGUGUGAUCCAUCAAAAAGAAAACCUAACAAAAGACAAAAAUAAUCCCUAUGGUCCAGCAAAUUAUCGCAUGGAUGUCAGUGGUAGUGUAAAGCUAGAUCCAAACCACACCCAUUUCUUACUCGUCGAUAACGGUACUUCCGGAAAAUUUGGUACUGAAAUCAGACUUAGAGCAGAGAUUGAGAACGUUAUUGCAAAACAAGGAAUUGGUGAUGACAAGGAUGAGGAUCUAUUUGUACCAACUGUUUGCAUUGCAGUCGAGGGUGGUCCCAAUACCAUCUUUACAGUGUACGAAGCGGUCAAGAAGGGUACCCCAGCUGUAAUUGUAGCUGGCUCGGGACGUGCUGCAAAUAUUCUUGCAUUUGCUGCACAAGGAGCGAGAGAAGUUGAAGUUCUCGAUAACAUUGGUAGUAAAGAAAAAAAGGUGGUUAUUGAUGACAAUUUGAGAGCAAAGUUAGCACAACUAAUCAAAAAGGAGUUUGGUGAGAAGAACGUUGAGUUGCAUCUGAAUCGCAUACAAGAAUGUGUUGAGAAGACUGACCUCUUAAAUGUGUACGAUAUGGACUCAUCAACCGGUCUCAAAGAUAUCGAUGAAGCUAUUUUACAUGCUUUAAUGAAAGCUAAUAAAGGAAGCAAGCAAAACAAGUUGAAGUUGACGCUAGUGUGGAAUCGUAUUGACAUUGCUAAGAGUGUACUUUUUUCUGAUGACAAAGAAUAUAAGAAGGGAGAGCUUGAUUCAGCUCUGCAUUAUUCCUUAGUGCAUAAUCAAGUGGAUUUUGUGAAGCUGUUUCUCGAGCAUGGUGUUAGUUUAAAGGACUUUUUAACCCUACGAGAGUUGACUCUUUUAUACAAUGAGGUGAAAGAGGGAACUCUAAUUUAUAAGUACUUGGACAGACAGAGAGAGAGAGAUAAGAGCACAAGAAAAUUUAAUCUAUGUGAUGUUGGGAAGGUAAUUAAAGAGAUGAUGAUGGAUUCAUACGAACCACUUUACCUCCAGGAUCUAGUACGUUACUUGUGGGUAGAGGGCGAGAUUGAUUUUGUUACGGGAGACGUAGUAGAGAACGAGUCUGAGGCAGGUGCUUUCGAGUCAAUGGAGCAACAUGAUUUACCAGUCGGUAUAGCUCAGACUACCAAUUGUGAGCAUCUCAACAAAUUUGAUAACCCAGUUCGAGAGCUUUUGAUCUGGUCUGUUCUACAAGGUCGUGAAGAGAUGUCUCAGUUCUUUUGGGAACAGUGUAAAGAGAUGAUUGCUGCUGCCCUCACCUCCUGUAUGAUCCUCAGGAAUAUGUCUGAAAAACACUAUGAUGAUGACCAUAAGGAGGACCUGUCAAGAUUAUCAGAUGUAUUUGAAGACAAUGCCAUUGGUGUUCUUAAUGAGUGUUACAAUGAUGAUAAGGAAAAGAUGUCUAUCAAUCUGAUUCGGGAGCUUCACCAGUGGGGGCGUGCUACAUGUUUUAGAUUGGCCAUUGAGGGCAAAAUGAAGAAGUUUCUUAAUCAUGAAGGAAUCCAGUACCUGUUGACGGAUAUCUGGAUGGGAAAACUUUCCACAGAAAAUUCCAAUUUAAUUCUGGUCCUGUGUGUUGCUUGUCCACCACUCAUUUAUUUUCUCAUCAAAUUCCGUGAAGUUGAACAUUUACCAGAUAGAUCGAGUUCGAAACUCAAGAAAUUUAUCAAAGCAAAUGAAAGUCCUGAGAUGGUCAAACCUGCAAAACCAACUGGAGGUACAAAUAGGAAGCAGGAGUACUACCACCCUACACAUGAUGUUGAUAUUCGUGACAGUGGCGAGGAACUCUCCUGGUACCAACGGAUCAAAUUCUUCUAUGGUUCUCCAAAAAUUAUUUUCACACAUAACCUGAUAUCUUACUUAGUGUUUCUGGGGCUUUUCAGCUACAUCAUGUUAACCAGUUUCAAUAAAAAAGUGUCUGUUGCUGAAUAUGUUCUUCUGUUCUGGAUCAUAACGCUGUAUACUGAAGAGGUCCGACAGAUUGCACAACACGAGUCUUAUAGUUGGCGGUUGCGCCUCUUAUUCUGGAUCACUGACUACUGGAAUAUAGUGGAUCUAGCAACCCUGAUUUUGUUCACUAUCGGUUUCACAAUGCGUUUUUUUAAGGAAACGUUUGCUGCCUCUCGUGUCGUUCUUGCUAUUGACCUCAUGAUCUUUUACAUUCGCCUUCUGCAUGUUUUUUAUGUCAACCAAAACCUGGGACCCAAAUUGAUCAUGAUCAGCAAAAUGGUGGUGGAUCUAGCAUUCUUUAUGUAUAUAUUAUUUGUGUUCCUGGUAGCUUACGGCGUCGCUUCCCAAGCCAUUAUGUUUCCGAACACAGAUGGAUUUAUACCAGUGAUCAAGGGAGUGUUCUUUCAAUCAUAUUUCCAGAUGUAUGGAGAACUUUUUCUGGAAAACAUCGAAGGCGAGUCUGGUAGUUGCACCCCAAUAACCGAAGGAUCUGUCGGAGACAUUGAUGACCCCUGCCCUGAAUUUUCAUGGGUUGCUAUCUGUUUAUUAGCUGGAUACAUGUUGUUAAGCAAUGUGUUACUGCUUAACCUACUUAUUGCAAUGUUUAGUUACACCUUCUCUGUAGUGCAGGACAAUUCUGACUAUUACUGGAAGAAACAACGUCUUAAGAUUGUCUCCGAGUAUUUUAGUAGACCUCUUCUGGCACCUCCACUUAUUGCUGUGGCUCACAUGUACAUCUUCGUUACCUACAUUCUUAGGACCUUUCUCUGGACUUGUAUUGGGAUUGGUGGUUCAAAUAGAUUCUUAUUGAUAAAGCAGAAGGUGAUGUAUGCUCAAAAAAAACAUUUGGUAAUGUGGGAAUCAUUCAACGGAGAGAAGUACAUGUUUGGGAAGAGACAGAAACACCAGCAAGACAUCAGUCAAAGAUUCACAUCUUUGCUUGAAAAAGUGGAUGAGAUUAACCUGAAAGUGGAUUGGGAGAAAAUUAACCGACUUGAAGAUCAGAUAAAACGUAUCAAUGUGACAUUGGAUGUGAUGACCAAAACCCUCAUGGAAAAUGAAGUAGGGAGUAAAAGUGAAGCACAGAAGCUGAAGGAAGUGAUUAAAUACAAAGAGGAUGAUGAUGAUGAGGAUGAUGUCACUGCUAAUGAGAAAGAUGUGUACAAAGUGCCAAUAACUUUAGAAGAAUUUGAGAUUAUGAUCCAUACGAAAGCGCGGCAGAGCCCUUAUCCUGGUACUGCCAUCCGAAGGGCUUAUGUCCCAGUUGCCCAAGUUCCCUGGAAGGUUGACUUUCCAAGUUAUGUGCCAAGAGAGUACACACACCAAUCCAUUCUUGAUAUGCCUCACUGGGCAGAUAUUGACUUGAUGGCCAUGUCAAAGGAUAAACGACCCAUGUUACAAUUUAACAACGAAGAUGUAAAUUGCAAGGUGGAUCGUAGAAGUCAUGUCCAACACUAUGUGGUUAAAGAUGGACUGCCAUUAAAUCCAAGAGGGAGAACUGGUAUGGUUGGUCGAGGUCUUCUAGGUCGAUUUGGACCAAAUCAUGCAGCGUAUCCUAUUUCAACCAGAUGGAAGAUGAAGGCAAAUGGUUUGCCAAUGAUGGAUGGAGGCAAAAAAGUACUAGAGUUUAUUGCUAUUCAACACAAGGACAAUCAACAGUGGGCAAUACCUGAGGGUAUGGUUGAACCAGGUGAGGUCAUUAGUGAAACCUUCAGAUGUGGAUUUCCUGAAGAGGCUCUCGACCAGAUGACAAAAUGUUCCGAGGAGAAAGGAGAAAUGGCUGAGAAUAUUGACAGGCUAUUUUCAAAUGGCAUCGAAAUAUACCGAGGGUAUGUUGAUGACCCUCGAAAUACAGAUAAUGCUUGGAUUGAGACGUACGCUAUGAAUUUCCAUGAUGAAUCCGGCAGUGCUUUUGGACAACUUAAACUUGAGGCUGGUGGUGAUGCUCGGAGCAUGAGAUGGCAAAGAGUGAGUUCAAGAAUUCCGCUGUUUGCCAGUCAUACGGCAGUCUUGCGCAGAGUUGCGGAAAAACAUAAUGCAGCCUUCUAGAGGACAGUAUAAAAGUCAUCAAGACGUUAUCUAGAGGCUAUCAAGAAAUCUUUGUCCUGCAAGAGGUUAUCUAUGUGGAGGAUGAAGGACACUAUUUAGGCCUACUAGGGGUGGGGGUAAAUAUAGUUUUCUAUUUUAGAAUAUGCAAAUCAAACUUAUUGUUUUUAAUUUGUUUUCUAGUUUGUAUAUCCUAUAUUUGUAUUAUGGUUUGUUGUAUUUUUUAAAAUUGCAGUUUCCAAACCAAGGACAAAAUUUUAUUCAACGGGUAUUUUAUAUUAAACAUUUUUUUUAUUAACUGGCAUAUACCCGUGCUCCACACGGUUUUAAAUGGGUGUGCAAAGUUGGCGAGGCAUGUAGUUAAUAUAGUUAUUAUUAAUAUAGUUAAUAUAGUUAUUAUUAAUAUAGUUAAUAUAGUUAUUAUUAAUAUAGUUAAUGACGCAAUCAUUGAGGAUAUUAUAGUUACCUUAAAUUGUCAGUAUUUUUUCUGAAGGACCUCUUUUUGUAGGUACAGUAAUGAUUUGCAUGAGUGUCUCUCCCAAAUAGUCCUUUUUGAUAAUACAUUGGAGUACAGUACCCUCUUGGAUGUGAAAAUUUAACAUACAGUAAUAACGUUUUAAUUCCCACAUGUUUGAAUGCAGUGUUGCGGCAUUAUCUCUGAAUAUAUAUUUCAUUAUUAUUAUUAUCCUCUAUUAUGGGAAGACAAUUAAUCAUGAUCUAUGGACACUCCUAGCUCUCUGCUUCAAUCAAGCACUAUUCACACCUUCUUUGUUUCAAUGGGAAACAACAAUAGAUCACCGACGAUCGACAACUCUAUUUAAGACCAACAUAAGUCAUCUUUUAUCAUUCUCCUGAUGACGGUCAGAGCCUUAAUAAAAACCAUA
This is a messenger RNA of Anneissia japonica, 5618 nucleotides long. Its product is annotated as transient receptor potential cation channel subfamily M member-like 2. Gene Ontology annotation, molecular function: ligand-gated calcium channel activity. The transcript has 31 exons. Gene Ontology annotation, cellular component: membrane. NCBI's taxonomy places the organism in Eukaryota, Metazoa, Echinodermata, Crinoidea, Comatulida, Comatulidae. The coding region runs from base 97 to 4737 and encodes 1546 amino acids. Gene Ontology annotation, biological process: calcium ion transmembrane transport. The record is from RefSeq and is a predicted model, not a curated record.